UUGGUGCUUUAUGGGAUGGGGAUGCCACUGAUUCUUCAGCUUGCCAAACUCUGCAUCAUUGGCUUUGCUUUGAUUGUUCAGGGAUCUUCAGGUCAUAAUGCAUCCCCAUCUCCAGCAGAGUUUUCUGGUUUUCCGCCCGCCAAAGGAGUCCCCGAUGCUGUUGAACAAAGAAGAUUCACACCAAGUAUGCCACCUCAGCCGAACGAGUCUGAUUUAAAUUCUCCUCCUGCAUCAUCACAACUAAUGCCUGCCCCGGUGCAAAAUACAGCUUCACCACCAUUACCUAUUGAAGAAAAUGUUCCACCCUUGGCACCAAGUACUCCAUUGGUGUUGCCACCGUAUCUUCCACCUCCGCCACCAUUCACUAUUGAAGAACGUGCACCAUCCUUGGCACCAAAUACUCCAGUGGUGUUGCCACCAUCUCCUCCACCUCCGCUUGUUCGAGUACGCACACCAUUGAAGUCACCAACUGCUCCUCGGGAAAAGGAACCAGUUAGUAAGUCUCCUGUCUCGUUGCCAGAUGCUCCAGCUCCAGUUGCGUUUCCUUCAAGGACUUUGCCUCGAAAUUCACCAGAUAUACUCCCAUUACCAUCAUUCACUCCGUCACAAAAUUCUCCAGAAAUUUCACCUGUUGUCCAUCAAACUCCAAUUGCACCACCGUUGAGUAAUUCUCCACAAAAUUCCCCGGCCAUAAACACCAGUAGGUCAAGUGCUUUCCCCCCAACUGACCAUGAAAGAAGUUCAUCUAACUAUAAGGCGCCUGUUCCGGAGCCAAGUGCUCCAGCUCCGGUUGCAUCACAAUCGAGGAAUUCACCACAAAGUUCCCCACCCUUGCACUCAAGUAUGCCAAGAGCUUUGGCCCCAACCCCAAGUGCUAAACAAGAAAAUUCAUCAAAUAGAAGGGCACCUAUUAUAGAGCCGAUUGCUCCAGCUCCAGUUGCAACACCUUCCAGAAAUUCACCACGAAACCAUAUGCCGGUUCACUCCCGUGGGCCAACUGCUUUACCACCACAUGCUCCGAUUCCCGAGCCCCCCACUCCAGUUAAACCGCUGCCUGGAGAAUCACCUCAUAGUUCACCAACUGUCCACCGGAAUGUGCCAGUAGGAAAUCCGUCUCCAUUACCAGAUCCUGAUAUCUCUCCUGUUUCAAAUCCACCCUCAAGCAAUGAUGGAGCACCUGUUAUGUCACCUUCGGAUGGGGUACACAAGCCAGUGCCACCUGUGAACCAUUCUGCUAAAAAUGGUUCUUCCCCAGCCAUAUCUCCUUCUACAUUGACAGCCAGGAGGAAACCUAGUAAUUCUCUUGUACCGUCCCUUGCUCCUUCGGACGAAGGGCAUCAUAAUUCUUCAGCGUUGUCUCCUUCAACCUCGUUUCGUAAGCAUCAACAUAAAAGAAAUGAAAGAACCAGUCCUGCUCCAACAUCAUCAGACCCGAUUUCACCUCCUCCUUUGGAACAAGGUCUAUGUCCCCGUCCCAUUCCUUCAUUCCUCCGCCAAGAAGCACUGUUUCUCCUGUUCCUUCGCCAUCUCCUGUGA
Hibiscus syriacus is the source of this 1536-nucleotide messenger RNA. Its product is annotated as proline-rich extensin-like protein EPR1. The transcript is spliced from 13 exons. The record is from RefSeq and is a predicted model, not a curated record. Lineage: Eukaryota; Viridiplantae; Streptophyta; Magnoliopsida; Malvales; Malvaceae. Bases 16 to 1536 code for a protein of 506 amino acids.